AUGGCCGACGCAGAUUUGAAGCAAGCGAUUCUCCGGCUGACUGAUCUCAUCGCAAACCACCAGCAGCAGAUUGCAGCUCUCCAGCAGGGUAACGCCAAUCAAGUUGGAAGCGAGAAGAUCAUCGAGUCACUCUCCACGGGAAUCGACGAGUUUCAGUACGAUCCAGCCGGCGGCAUCUUCUUUGAUUCGUGGUAUGCUCGAAACGAAGACGUGUUCAAGGAGGACGGAAAGCAUUUGGAUGCCAAAGCAAAGGUCAGGCUACUUCUGCGGAAAAUCGGCACGCAAUUCCACGAACGCAACGUGAACAGUGUUUUGCCGAGUCAUCCGCGGGAUUUUUCAUUCGUAGACACCGUAAAGAAGCUGAAGAAACUUUUUGGACGCCAAAAGUCACUCUUCAACGCACGCUACCAGUGUCUUCAAUACGUGAAAAAUGAAGUCGACGAUUCAUCUUACGCAGCAUCGGUGAACAAGCACUGCGAAGCGUUCCAGAUCGAAAAGCUAUUCAGCGACCAAUUCAAGAUGCUCAGGUUCGUAUGCGGUCUCCAGUCACCACGCGAUUCGGAUAUCCGGACCAGGCUGAUCGGGAAGUUGGAAGCUGGAGAAAACGCGCCGCCCGUCGACGGUGCCAACCUCAAGCUUGAAAACCUGGUUGAGGAGUGCAACCGCAUUAUCAACCUUAAGCAAGACACGCAAAUGAUCGAGAAAGGUUGUACGGACAAGUCGAAAGUCAACGCAAUCUCUCGUCAUCGUACUUCAAACGGAAAGGAGAAGAAGUCACCAAAAACACCUUGUUGGUUCUGUGGGGAUCUUCAUUAUGUCAAGGAGUGCCCCUACCAAACACACACAUGUUCAAAGUGUAAACGGAAGGGCCACAAGGAAGGGUACUGCUCCUCAUCUGAGAAGAAGACGACGAAGCAGAUCUACAAACCCAAACCUAAGGACAUCGUCAAGUCUAAAGGUAUUGCGAUUAAGCGAGUUGAUCUGAAAGCAAAGCGGAUGUUCGUGAAUAUCGACAUCAACGGUGUACCAGCAAAGUUGCAGCUCGAUUGUGCAUCUGACAUCACCAUCAUCUCCAAACGAACUUGGACAUCGGUGGGUAAGCCUGUCAUCGAGACAACAGAUGUCGCUGCUGUGAGCGCCUCGGGUGACGGCAUCGAAAUCGUAGGUGAAUUCAACGCUGAAAUCACCAUCCAAGACGUGACGAAAGUGGGCCGCAUUUUCGUUACAAGCAAUCCGAAUCUCAACGUUUUGGGACUUGAAACGAUCGAACAGUUCGAUCUCUGGUCGGUUCCGUUCAGUUCAUUAGUCAACUCAAUCCAACAAAACUCAAACGCAACAAUGCAGAAGCUGCAAGCGAAGUUCCCUGAAGUGUUCCAACCAACCCUCGGAUGCUGCACCAAAGCUAAGGUAACGCUCUACCAGAAGCCAGAUGCACGACCUGUGUACUGCCCCAAGCGACCGGUUGCCUACGUUGCCCUUCCGAAGGUUGAUGCUGAGCUGCAGAGACUUCAAGACAACGGCAUCAUCUCGCCAGUCCAGUUUUCUGAUUGGGAUAAGACGCCAGCUCAUCUAUUUCUAGGUCGACCGCACGAACAGCACUGGAUCUGCUGA
Messenger RNA from Toxorhynchites rutilus septentrionalis, 1611 nucleotides. RefSeq lists its product as uncharacterized. The record is from RefSeq and is a predicted model, not a curated record. Lineage: Eukaryota; Metazoa; Arthropoda; Insecta; Diptera; Culicidae. The coding region runs from base 1 to 1611 and encodes 536 amino acids. The transcript has a single exon.